Molecule: messenger RNA, 780 nt
Organism: Oldenlandia corymbosa var. corymbosa
Lineage: Eukaryota; Viridiplantae; Streptophyta; Magnoliopsida; Gentianales; Rubiaceae
Source: the annotation of a GenBank genome assembly
AUGGAGGUAGAAGCAAUUGGGGACGAACUACAGUUAGCGUUUCCUCGCUGGAAUCCGAUUAGACGACGGUUCAACCCGGAUUCCCCCUUCUUCGCUGCUGGGAACGUUGAAAGAGAACUCCUCGCCAAGCAGGUUGCACUGGAUUUGAGUGAAGAAGAUAAGCAUCAACUUCGCAGCUUUGAAGACCUGGAAAACAGCAAAAUAUAUUGUCCGGUCGUUGGUUGUGGCGCGCUAUUGAGGUCUUUGGACGACUUUGAAGAUCACUACUCUUCGAGACACUCAGCAUCUUGUUCAGUUUGCUCAAGGGUUUACCCUACCUCCCGCCUGCUAAGUAUUCAUGUUUCUGAGGUUCACGACUCUUUCUUUCAGGCAAAGGUCGCCCGUGGUUUUCCAAUGUACGAAUGUCUUGUUGAAGGCUGUGGUCUGAAGUUGAAGAGCUACAAGAGUCGACAGCAGCAUCUGGUCGAUAAACAUAAAUUUCCGGUUUCAUUUGAAUUCUACAAGAAGAAAGUACAUCCAUCCAAGAGACAUAGGCGAAGGAACCUGCAUAAAAAAGUAUUGAGAAAGACGGAGACUGAUGGUUCAAGUGGUGAUAUGCAGAUAGAGGAAGAUACCAUGGAUGAGCUUGUUUCAUCUGUUUCUAAGUUAAGCACUUCGGAGUCUCCUUCGUCCAUAAGCUUUGGCCGUCGGCAUACUCGUGGGUUGACUUUUGUUCCUCGAGCGGUUCAAAAACCUGAAGCAUCUGCCAAAAUGAAGAGUUGGAUGUGUGCAGUGCAGUAG